Molecule: messenger RNA, 1104 nt
Organism: Jatropha curcas
Lineage: Eukaryota; Viridiplantae; Streptophyta; Magnoliopsida; Malpighiales; Euphorbiaceae
Product: zinc finger A20 and AN1 domain-containing stress-associated protein 8-like
Molecular function (GO): zinc ion binding; DNA binding
Source: RefSeq, a predicted model, not a curated record
CACUUUGGAUCACUGACUCCAUCUCCAGUUUCUUCCCCAUUCUAUGUGCUUCACAGCUUACACUAUAUAUAUCUCCCAUCUCGAUUCACUCAGCCUUUCGCUUCUCCUGUCUCUGCCACGCUUUCCUGUUUGCUUCAGAGGGGAGUAAUUUCUGAGUGACAGCCCUUUAAAGACCUUUUCAAUCGCCACGAGUCACCGGUUUUUAAAGAUUAUCUCCUCUGAAAGCAGAAGGGAAUUCUGUCGCAGGAAAUUCAACUUAUUUAAAUAAUGGAGCACAAUGAGACAGGAUGCCAAGUUCCACUUGGGGCUCCUAAACUUUGUGCCAAUGGUUGUGGAUUCUUUGGAACUGCAGCGACCAUGAACUUGUGCUCUAAGUGCCACAAAGACUUCAUAAUGAAGCAAGAACAAACCAAACUUGCUUCAUCGUCCCUUGAGAGUAUUGUGAACGGUAGCUCAAGCAACAUCAGGAAUGAGCCUGCUGUUGCUAUUGAUCUGCAAACUUAUUCAGCAGAGACUAUGGUCAGUUCUGCUUCAGCGUCCUCUGAUUCAGCUCUCAGCACAAAUGGUGACACGGUGGUGAAAGCAAGUCAAAAUAGGUGCGCCACUUGCAGGAAACGCGUUGGUCUAACAGGAUUCAGUUGUCGUUGCGGGAAUCUUUUCUGUUCAGUUCAUCGCUACUCAGACAAACAUGGUUGCACCUAUGAUUAUCGAACUGCUGGACAAAAUGCUAUUGCCAAGGCCAACCCCAUUGUGAAAGCUAAAAAGCUUGAUAACAUCUGACCCUCAUCAAACUUCUGCUGAAGGUAUCACAUCUAUGUUCUGGGAUGCCACAUGCAAGGCUUUUAUCUCGUUGUUCUUGUUAUUUAGAUGUCGUGUUGCUCAAAAGGUUGAAAUAACAUGUGAACUGGCAUCUUUCCAGUUACUAGCUUGUCUCCUUUGUUCUAAAUGUUAAAUGUCGAAAUGUGUUUGGUCUAAGUAUGGCAGCAGCAGCAGUUGUUACGCUAGCUUAAUGAAUGGUGCCAGCACCAGUUGUUUGAUUUCUUCAUGGCAUUUCUAUUUUGACUAAUUUUGUGUCAUUAAAAGUCUGAGACAUUCUUUGUUCAA